UGACGAUAAAAAGACUGAAGAGUUCAAUUAAAAUUUAGUUUUUUAUUUGUGGUUCAAUUUUCAACUCAGUCCUCAGUCCCAACUGGCCUCAGAACUGCUUAUUCUGUAAAAAAACUGUUAUCUUUGAUAUUGAAAUAAAAAAAUGAUUUAAUCUUUAUUGAGACCAGCUAAGUUAAAUUCUUGUAAGCCCAAAUUAUUACAUUAUGAUAAUUAUUUCCGAAAACUCAAAAAAAUUAGCCGAUGAAGUGGAAAGCGCUUUAGACAGUGGUGAUACUAGCCUUGCAUGUUCUUUAUUAGAAGAUAGUCAAAAUUAUGCUGCUGUGAAAACUGGUGCCAAUGAGCUUGUUCCUGUUAUAUCGAAAUAUAUUUGUGCAAAGUAUGAAGCCGAAAGUACUGAUAUAUUCAACAUAUGUGUUAAAUUGCUUGAGAAAGUAGUGGAAACCUCUCUCGUUGACGAUAUUUUACAUCAACUCGUAGGUUUAAUUGAAUUAUCUGAUAGCACCAACUUCUUUAUUUUGCUCAAUUGCAUUUACAAAGUGCUUCGAAGAGCUCCAAGAGAAAAUACAAUAUACCUAGGUAGGUGUGUUAACUCGAUACAAAUACGUCUCAACAAGUGUAGUGUUCCAGAUUAUGGUGUAACCUCAGUAAGGUCUGAUAAUGAUGUUUUUCAUAUUGAAAUACUUUAUCAAGAUAUUCUCCGCUUCUAUAAUUUAAUAAUUCCCUUUUACUCAGAACAAUUUAAAUCCAAUAGUGAAAGCAGAAUAAUUUUAUUAAAAUAUCUGAUUCAGUUAUUAGCAAAACCUAUCGGAUAUAUGGAUUUAGGACUGCAUACGGAAAAAACUAGAUUAAGAAGAAUGGCCGAAGAUAUUGUAAGGAAAAUCUUGUCAAUUUGUGAAGAUCCAUUCAAAUAUCUAGGAAUGGAUGAUGAAGUUCCCCUCAAACCAACCAAAUUUGCAUAUGGAAUGUUUUUACAUUUUCUGUUGGAUGAAAAUGUUGAUUAUGAAGUUGUUCCAAGAAUAUAUAGUAGCACUUACAUAUUUCGUUCAUCUCUAAUUUUUAUUUCAAAACUUUUGGAUUCUUACAGUAAUUACGUUAUAUUGAAAGGAUUGUGUACACUAGAAAUGCUUUUAAAAAGAACUCCAAAGUUGAGUCACUUCAUACUUGAUUUAGAAGGUAAUAAAAGUAUAUGGGAAGCUCUGCUGAAAGUUAUAAUUUAUAAUCAACACCAAGAAAUGAGGCAACGAGCCCUAGAUAUUUUCAAGCUUUAUUUGUAUAAAUUUGAACCAAAAGCACAGUAUCUUCUAUUAACCAAUUGGAUAUUUGAGAUAGACCAUUCAAAUGUAGCAGGAUAUUUGAUAACGCAAUAUAAAGAGAUUCUUGUUGAAUUGCAAAAAGAACACCAUUCAGACUUAUGUUAUUUUGAAGGAGAAAAAAUGUAUACAUUCAUUAAAAGAUGUUGUGGAACUAUAGAUAUUGAUAGUAUUUUACAGUAUGAUAAAUUAAUAUCUUUGUUAAAUCUUAUGAGAUUUACAAUACUUCAGGUAGAGGACACAGAAAAAUUCAAAAACACUGCAAAUAUUUGGAAAUCAGAAUUUUUGGAUCGGUUACAAUUCUCCUUGGAAAAACUGAGUAAAGUUAUAAACCAAAAAAUAUUCAGUGUAGAAAAUGAUGAUACAGAAGCUAAUUUUGAGUUUGAUUUAAAUUUUGAGGAUGCAGAAAUGCUUAAUGCAUUAUCUUCCAAGGCAGAAAAACUCGAAUCUCUCUAUGCUUCACGUACCAAAAUUGAAAUAACAGAAAGUAUACUCAAGCGAAUAAUGGAGUUAUUGGCCGAGAAAAAUUGUUGAUUUUGGGUUAGUUGGAACUAACAAAAUUGAAAAUAUGAUUAAAUCAUUUUUUUUGUGUUUAAUAUAAUGAUGUGAUUAACUUGUUAAAAAUUUUUUUGAGAAAUGAUGAGAUGUUUAUGAUUUGUAUUUUGAUGAAUCUAUGUUUUAUAAUGUUUGAGUUAAUUUUUUUCAUUAGAUUAAAAAUAUGAUUAUUUCCUUGAAA
Messenger RNA from Harmonia axyridis, 2046 nucleotides. RefSeq lists its product as uncharacterized. NCBI's taxonomy places the organism in Eukaryota, Metazoa, Arthropoda, Insecta, Coleoptera, Coccinellidae. Bases 204 to 1844 code for a protein of 546 amino acids. The transcript has a single exon. Gene Ontology annotation, cellular component: cytoplasm. The record is from RefSeq and is a predicted model, not a curated record. Gene Ontology annotation, molecular function: ubiquitin-protein transferase inhibitor activity.